CCUGUCUCACUUCGUCCGUUUCCGCUGCCCCAUCUUCUUUACAUUGGCAUCACUCUUUUCUUUUUUCCUCUUUCCAAAACCUUUUGCACAUUCUCUUUGUACUCUACUUUUUCUCCUCUUCUUCAUCUUUAUUCUUUCUGGCAAAAAUCAAAAACCACAGGUGAGAGGGCAAAUGGCAGAUUGGGGUCCUGUCUUAGUAGCAACAGUGCUGUUCGUUUUGCUGAGUCCUGGACUAUUGUUUCAGAUACCUGGCAGGAACAAGGUGGUCGAGUUUGGGAACAUGCAAACUAGUGGAGCUUCCAUUAUCGUCCACGCUAUUAUCUACUUCGGUCUCAUUACUAUCUUUUGUAUUGCCAUUGGAGUUCACAUCUAUGCUUCGCAAUGAUCUUAGAUUUUGUACCCUUAGUUUCUCAUUUUUAAUAGUUUUUUUUUUUUAUUAUUUAUGUUGAUGUUCUGGUUGUUUUGAUUUUGCUGGAUCUGUAAUCAAGGAAGCGAUGUCUUAAGUUAUAUAGUGUUUAAGCCUUUAUUCUCUUUUGGUUGAACUGUGAAAUGUUUUUGGGUUUGUAACUGAAUAGAAACGAAGCAUAUUUUUCA
Messenger RNA from Theobroma umbraticum, 594 nucleotides. RefSeq lists its product as uncharacterized. The record is from RefSeq and is a predicted model, not a curated record. NCBI's taxonomy places the organism in Eukaryota, Viridiplantae, Streptophyta, Magnoliopsida, Malvales, Malvaceae.